Molecule: messenger RNA, 2961 nt
Organism: Closterium sp. NIES-65
Lineage: Eukaryota; Viridiplantae; Streptophyta; Zygnematophyceae; Desmidiales; Closteriaceae
Source: the annotation of a GenBank genome assembly
AUGGAAUCCCUCCGCCAUAGCCAACAUGACAGCGCCUCUAUAAAAUGCUCCGGCCGUGAUGAUGACAAUGUCGAGAGCGACGCGGCCUCGCGCGACCCGAUCUACCUGGACUACAAUGCGACCACUCCUAUCGACCCCGCGGUGGCGGAGGAGAUGAUUCCCGUGCUGCGCGCGGAGUUCGGCAACCCGUCCAGCGCGCACGCGCCUGGGCGGAGGGCCAACGCGGUUGUGGAGGGCGCGCGGGCGCGCGUGGCGCAGCUGCUCAACUGCUCCGCGGAUGAGUGCACCUUCGCAGCACAGCGGAGUGUGCACACGCCCACUCCCGCUGCACAGCACCAUCCAAUCACUUUUAAGCGUGUGACAAGCGUGAGAGGUGCUGAUGCUGUAGUGUGUGCGCGGGCAGUGCAGGUGGUGUUCACGAGUGGAGGCACGGAGUCCAACAACUGGGCCAUCAAGGGAGCUGUCUCCGCCUAUACCACCACCCGCUCUGCUCCCGCCGCUGCUGCGCCCGCUGCAGUGGUGGCGCCACAUGUGGUGAUAUCGGCGGUGGAGCAUCCAGCAGUGACGGAGGUGGCAGAGCAUGUGAGGGCGGUAGCAGGCUGUGAGGUGACGGUGGUGCCUGUGGACGCACACGGCAUUGUGUGUGUGCACCAAGUCAUGGCUGCACUGCGCCCCACCACGGCCAUCAUCUCCAUCACCACUGCUCUCUCUUGUCUCUUGCUCGCAGUGCUGGCCAACAACGAGGUGGGGUCGCUGCAGCCCAUUGCACGCAUCGCUGCUGCCCUCACAAGCCACAAAGCGGCCGCAGCAGCACAAGCCCUGCAAGAUGCAGCAGAGGCAGGAUCAGACGGAGCAGCAGCGGCAGCGGCAGUGUUUCCAUACCUGCACACGGACGCCAGCCAGGCGGUGGGGAAGAUCCCUAUGGACUUUGCUGCUCUCCGUGCCGACCUGCUCACUGUUGCCGCCCACAAGUGUUCCCCUCUCCGCUCUACUCCCGCCCUCCACCUGCAGCUGUAUGGCCCCAAGGGCGUGGGAGCGCUGGUGGUGCGGCGGGGGGUGCACCUACCGAAGCUGAUGCAUGGGGCAGGGCACGAGAAGGGCAGGCGCGCAGGCACAGAGAGCACCGUGCUGCUGGCAGGACUGGGGAAGGCAUGUGAGCUGGCACGCGCUUGUCUCCUGGCCGAUGCAGCACACAGCGAGCGCAUGCGCAGCAGACUGCUGCACGGCCUUGCACGCCACCUUUGCCUUGUGACGCCACAGGCAGUCACAGGGGAGGGCGACGGCAAGACAGUGCCAGGGAAGGAGAGCAGUAACGGUGCUGCUGCUGCUGCUACUGCAGCAGCAACAGAGGGCGAUGGGGAAGGUGACAAGGACAUGGUUCGGUUCAGAGUGAAUGGGCCAUGUGAUCCAAGCCAGCGCCUGCCCAACACUCUUAGUCUCUCCUUCGAAGGCCUGCACGGACCCACCCUCAUGGCGCGACUCCUCCCCCGAGUCGCAUGCAGUGCCGGUGCUGCUUGCCAUUCCUCCCCUGCUCCCCCCUGCCCCGCCCCUGCCGCCUCUUCCCCGUCCUUCAAGCCAGAAGCGUCAGCAGCCUGUGUGAAGGGAUCGUCUGUGCUGGAGGCGAUGGGGGUGGAUGGCAGGUAUGCAGGGUGCACUGUGAGGGUGAGCCCCGCUGCGGCCCCGUCUGGCCCCUUUACGUCCCCGUUUCGGCCCCUCUGCGGCCCCGUCACCACCUGCGGUCCCGCCGCCACCUGCGGCCCCGCCGUCACCCGCGACGCCGCCGCCGGGCAGCACAGCAGCCGAGCCGCCCAGCAGCUGAACCGCCCUGCAGCCGAGCCGCCCUACCGCCGAGCCGCCCAGCAGCUGAGCCGCCCAGCAGCCGAGCCGCCCUGCAGCCGAGCCGCCCUGCCACCGAGCCGCCCUGCAGCCGAGCCGCCCUGCCGCCGAGCCGCCGAGCCGCCCUACUGUCUAGCAGCUGCUAUUUCUACCGGUGCUCCCCGGCCCCUCCUUCCUCGGACUGGUGAGCUCACUUCCUCCCAGGCCACUGCAGUCAUGGCUACCCCUAGUGUCCUCACUUUUGAUGCUGAGGGCCGUGCCGUUGACUUCGAGGUCUGGGUCGAUGACCUCCAGCUAUUUCUUCAGUGCGAUAUGGCGGACGGCCUCUCCCUGUUUGACCUCACUUCUGGUGCCUCUCCUACCCAUGCUGCUGAUGCUGACGCCAGUGUUCGCUCACAGUGGGCCACGCGCGAUGCUGCUGCUCGCCUUGCUCUGCGCUGCCACUUACCGACCACUGAGCGUGCACACUUUAGCCAGUACAAGAGUGCUCAGACCUUGUACGACGCUGUAGUUGCACGCUACUCUUCACCUGCCACUGCUGCACUGUGCCGCAUCAUGCUACCGUACCUCUUCCCUGACCUUGCUGCCUUUCCCACAGUCGCUAACCUCAUUACGCACCUCCGCACUAGUGACACUCGCUACCGCGCUGCGCUUCUUGCUGAGGACCACUUUCUCUCAGUUUUCCCCACCACUUUUACCGUUGACCUCCUCGAGAAGGCCCUCCUAUCGAUAGAGAAUAGCAUAGUCGUUGUAGGAGCCUCUCGUGGUGACCCUCGCACCCCCGUCUUUGAGGGGUGUUCUCCCUCCCCCUUCUUGCCCUCUAUUGCCUCUGCUGCGGCGGCCGCCCUCGUUGGUUUCGAGUCGGUCGGCGCUGCGUCUGCCCCGAGCGGGAGACGCCGCACCGGCAAAGGCAAGGGGGGCAAGGGCACUGGAGGGGCUGGAGGGGGCGGUGGAGGUGGUGGUGGAGGCUGUGGAGGGAGUGCGAUGGUGGUGGAAGUGGUACCGGGGGUGGCGGCGGUGGCGGCAGUAGUGGAGGCGGCGGAGGCGGUGGAGGUGGCAGAGGGAGCGGAGACGGCGGACGCGUGGCGUCGCCAGUUCCCUGAGGCGUCAGACAUCCCUUGCUAG